Xenopus laevis (African clawed frog) is the source of this 7307-nucleotide messenger RNA. RefSeq names its product metastasis-associated protein MTA1 (gene mta1.L). Gene Ontology annotation, molecular function: chromatin binding; histone deacetylase binding; transcription corepressor activity. Lineage: Eukaryota; Metazoa; Chordata; Amphibia; Anura; Pipidae. The record is from RefSeq and is a predicted model, not a curated record. The transcript has 21 exons. Bases 395 to 2497 code for a protein of 700 amino acids. Gene Ontology annotation, biological process: response to ionizing radiation; double-strand break repair; regulation of DNA-templated transcription. Gene Ontology annotation, cellular component: NuRD complex; nucleus; nucleoplasm.
AUGGGGGAGGGGGAGGAAAAAAGAAAAGAGUUGCACUGAAUGACUGAGUGACUUCCUCCACCCCUCCCCUUGUUUAGGACUGUUGCUAGUAUUACUCCUUCGCUCUCCUCUUGUUCCUCGAGCACAUUGCCACCAGGAGGCAAGGCACUGCCCCCCUUUAAAUGCAUCCUUUCCCCCUCCUCCUCGGCUGAUCCAUCCACCAUUUUCCAAAAAGAAGCUCUGCAGUCCCACCUGGAGGAGGAUUUAUUUGGAUUAUUUCCCCCCUCUCAUGUGGAUCCGUGGCUGGAAAUCUAUGCUGAAAAGAGAAGAGCAGGAGGGGGGGUUCCAGACCCGCUAAAGCAGAAGGCACCGAGGGGGGAGUGCCAUUGGGAUCCCCCCUCCCUUGCUGAGAGACAUGGCUGCAAACAUGUACAGGGUCGGAGAUUAUGUGUACUUUGAAAAUUCAUCCAGUAACCCUUACUUAGUACGACGGAUAGAAGAGCUUAACAAGACUGCAAAUGGAAAUGUGGAAGCAAAAGUUGUAUGUUUCUACAGGAGACGUGAUAUUUCCAGUACCCUCAUUUCUCUGGCAGAUAAACAUGCUAGGGAAAUGGAAGAAGAAAUGGAAAAUCCAGAAAUGGUUGAUUUACCCGAAAAAUCAAAGCACCAACUGAGGCACAGAGAACUGUUUCUUUCACGGCAGCUUGAGUCUUUACCUGCCACUCAUAUAAGAGGCAAAUGCAGCGUAACGCUAUUAAACGAAACCGAAUCACUUAAAUCCUAUUUGGAACGCGAGGAUUUCUUUUUCUAUUCUUUAGUUUAUGAUCCACAGCAGAAGACUCUCUUGGCAGACAAGGGGGAAAUUCGAGUGGGCAACAGAUACCAAGCAGAUAUAACAGACUUAUUGGAGGAGGGUGCAGAAGAUGGAAGAGACCAAGUAAACCUUGAAACUAAAGUCUGGGAAGCAAGCAGUCCCCUGACUGAUAAACAGAUAGAUCAGUUUUUGGUGGUAGCACGGUCUGUAGGUACAUUUGCCCGUGCGUUGGACUGCAGUAGUUCUGUCAGACAGCCGAGUCUACACAUGAGCGCAGCCGCUGCCUCUAGAGACAUCACGCUGUUUCACGCCAUGGACACAUUGCACAAGAACUCAUAUGAUAUAUCCAAAGCCAUUUCUGCACUGGUCCCCCAAGGAGGUCCUGUCCUCUGCAGAGAUGAGAUGGAGGAAUGGUCUGCCUCCGAGGCUAACCUUUUUGAGGAAGCCUUAGAAAAAUAUGGCAAGGACUUCACAGAUAUACAGCAGGACUUUUUGCCAUGGAAGUCUCUAACCAGUAUAAUAGAAUAUUACUACAUGUGGAAGACAACAGACAGAUAUGUACAACAGAAACGAUUGAAAGCAGCUGAAGCGGAGAGCAAACUAAAACAAGUGUAUAUACCUAACUACAAUAAACCAAACCCAAAUCAGAUCAAUGUCAAUAAUGUCAAGCCUGCGGUAGUGAAUGGCACAGCUGUACAGGGGCAGAAUAUUGCUGUCGGAAGGGCAUGUGAAAGCUGCUACACCACACAGUCGUACCAGUGGUAUUCCUGGGGACCUCCAAACAUGCAGUGCCGCCUCUGUGCAUCAUGUUGGGCAUACUGGAAGAAAUAUGGUGGUUUAAAGAUGCCAACACGACUGGAUGGGGAGAGGCCGGGGCCAAACCGUAAUAACAUGAGCCCACAUGGUUUUCCAUUGAGAAACAGUGGAAGCCCGAAAUUUGCAAUGAAGACGCGGCAAGCCUUUUACCUGCACACUACGAAGCUAACAAAGAUUGCAAGACGUCUAUGCCAAGAUGUCUUUCGUCCAAAAUAUGCAGCGAAACACCCAUAUAUGCCUAUUAACAGCGCUGCCAUCAAAGCAGAAUGCACAACGAGGCUCCCCGAAGCAUCGAAGACCCCACUAGUAUUAAAACAGGUUGUCCGAAAACCCUUGGAAGAAGUGCUGCGGUAUAUAGAGGCACACCCCUGCCCUCCUAAACAAGAAUCAAUCAAAAACAUUGCUACCAGUAUCAACAACAGCUUGACCCCUACCAAAUCCUCUCCCGUUAUUAACAAUGGAUCACCAACUAUCCUGGGUAAACGCAGCUAUGAGCAGCAUAAUGGCAUGGAUGGCAACAUGAAGAAACGCCUGUUGAUGCCUAGCAGGGGAAUGUAUUUUGGUAUUCCUAACCACGGACAAACCAGACAAAUGGGACCAAAUCGAAACUUACUGCUCAAUGGGAAAUCCUACCCAGCAAAGGUUCGGUUAAUCAGAGGUGGUUGCAUGCCUCCGGUGAAGAGGAGGAGGAUGAACUGGAUUGAUGCUCCAGAUGAUGUUUUUUACAUGGCUACCGAAGAGACUCGGAAAGUACGCAAGCUCCUCUCAUCUUCUGAAACAAAGCGCGCAGCCCGACGCCCUUACAGACACAUUGUCAUCCAACAAGCUCAGGUGGGACAACUCAUGCGGCAGCCUGUCAACGACGAACCCAUUGUCAUUGAGGACUGAAAGGCCAACUGCAGCGCCGAGCUUGGCUUUGACUGAACUGUUUUUCUUCGGGAGCCACUCCUUUAAAAAACGUACUUGACUUAAUACAGUGUUGACCCUUUUCAAGGUGAUAACCAGAACUCACGAAGAUUUGUGUAUCUUUUAAAAAGAAUUCUGUGCUUUGAAGAAGCAUUGAAAAGGAAAGACUCGUUACCCUUUUGGUUUAUCUUUUGUUUACCUAUUCAUUCCCGCGUAUACCAGUAGGACAUUCAUUUUCUGCCCUCUUUCCGUUGGCUCAAUGUUCGUACAUUGUGAGCCGACGGAAAAGUUACAUUUAACUUAUUUAAGGGACACGGAGCAGGUUUUGUGCAAUUGCAAAUUGGAUUCUCUGACUUUGUAUACUUGGAACAAGCGGUCACUGCUAAUGCCUUUCUUUGUAAAGAGGCGUGCUGAAUAUUUUUCUUUUUUGGAAAGUGCCAUUUUUUGGGGGGUUUGCUUCAUUGUUUGGUAGGCUGAGUGAAUAAGAAACUGUAAUACUGUGGAAUAUAAUGAGUGGCAAAGCGAACAGCAGGAUCUGGAAUCCCGUAUUCCCGUUGCAAGAAAUUGUUUUUCUCUUGCAUGUGAUGAAAGGGGCAAAGUCAAUCAUUUUGGCCAAGAAAGACUUUCUAUAGGGGCAAUGGCGUGAAAACUUAAACCCUUUCUACACAGACACCAACAUCACAAUGCUUUGAAGCUAAAGGUUCAAUUGGGAAAUUAAAAUCACUCAAUGGGCUCCCAGGUUCAGAUCAAUGGCUUCAUCCCUUUGUCUUUGUAUCUGAUUGGAAGUAUUUUUCUAUGUGAGUUAAUACAGUGACUUGUAAAUCCCACUUAUUUUCAGAGGUAACUGAACUGGCCAUGAAAUGCAUUGGCUACCACAUCUCAUUUUUUACUGAUGUCUUUCUGUCCUGAUACCAUUUUCUUUAAAGAAGAUAUAUCCGUUAUGACAGUUUCUUUUACUCCAAGCAAUUGUAACCAAAGUUGAUGCUACAGUGUUUGUAUACACCAUGGGGAAAGUUCAAACACCAAUGUCAUAUAAGAGAGUGGAAGCUGUUUAUAACAUAUGGAAAGUAUGAUUGUGAUAGGUGAUCCAUGCCAAGGCUGAAACCCAUUUCAAAAAGUGUCAUUUGAUACUAUACAGAGCUCAGUUUUUAAAGGGAAACUCAGGCUUUCAAACCAAAAUUUGAUAAAGAGGCCCAUAUAACAAAGAAACCCCUAAUAUAUCCAUCACCGUUACCUGUUUCUUCAAAAAGUAUGAAUAAAUUCCAUUUUCUAUGCUGACAUCCAGCUGUUUAACAGUUCUUCUCUUUCUGCAUCAUUUGAAAUCCUGGCAGGGAAGGAGGGACUAAAACACUGAUGUUACAAAUUGUAACAACUACUCUACAACUUACAUACAACAAUUAACAGUAGUCUGCCAGCUCAGCAAAGUAGUCAGAGAGAUCAGCAUGAGAGCAGGGGGCUAGGCUUAGGGAACUGUUCCAAACCAUUACAAAUCAUGACAAGUCUGCAUAUUUUUUAAUUGAUGUAUAUUGCAACGUUACUUGAAAUUAUGUUUACUUUUCAAAAAGCUUAAGUUAUGUUUUUGUGGCGUUCCCCUUUAACAUUGUUCCUAAAGAGAGGUACACCAAAAACUGAAAAUGCUCUAAAAGCAUCUACAUAUGACCCUCAACUACAGUUUUGAAUAUCCACAUUUUUCAACGCAGUAAUAUUUUAUUUAAAAACAUCUGUUUGUCUUCACCUUGCAGAGACUUUUGCAAAGACAUUUAAUGCAAGACUCUGAACUCGAGAACAAGUGGACCUUUGUUUAGACAACUGAGUCGCUGGAUAUUGAGAGAUGAGACUACGUAUUGCAAUAAAUCAGAAACAGGACUUUUACUCCAGGAUCGAAACUUUUGUGUUAUUGAUCCUUUAACGGGCAGGUCCACCCAUUGUCUAGAAGUCCCCUAUACCAAAAAGAAAUAUUUUGACAGUAAGGACUUUUCCGGUAUAGCAACACAUUCUCCUAACUCAUUAGCCUAGCAUUAAUUGUAUUGACUAGUAAUAUAAUUCAUGCUAUGCAAACAAGGAAUAAAGGGGUGGGGCAUGCAUAGUACUGGCGCUGUUCCGCUCAUUCCUAUUACCUGCUGUGCUAAGGGGUUGCAGAUGAUGGCAAUCCUUUCCUCCACUGGGACAGCAUAGGAUCCAGCAACUUCUUUAGAAAAGGAAGCUAGAAUUUUUUGUAGCGUCUGACCUGGAUGUCCACCCUCCCAAUGUCCUCCCCGUCCCCUGCCCACUUAGUGCAGUGCACCUUUUACCACCUUCCACAUGUGGCUGCAAUCGGAAUGAGAGGGGACGGCCCCAGAUUGAGGAGCAUAUGCAGCAUGCUAGGUGCUUUUUUCCCAGUGUUCCGCCCACCCAGUCCAUCCUUGAAGGGACAACAUGUUGACAAAAAGGUGGAGAGAUAUUUAGUGUCAUAACUCUGCUCCUUGGAAUUCAGGGGCAUUUUUUUUGGGUAAGUUGCAUCUCAAGUUCAGUUGUCAUCAUGUCCACCCCAACUUCCCCCUCUUUCCAUAUCACCCAUUAUCUAUAAUAAACCAUUUGAUGGUAAACAAUAAAAUCAUUGUGAUGAGAGCUUAAAAUAAUGGACAGCAGAUAUUGUGAUGGAGAAGACAUCAUGGUACAAGCUUUAAUGAUCUCAACAUCAUGCCUGCCUGCUAAUCAUACCCAUUUCUAUAAAAUAAGGGCCAGCUGAGAAAUUGCUUGAUCCUUCUGAGUGCCUCUACAUUUUUGUGAUAUCUAUUUCUUUUAUUGGAAUCAGACUGGUCUAGAAAUUACUUUUCCGGCAAAGUUCCUUCCCAAGAGCAAAACCUUAUAGAACAUCUCUCUUGCGCCAGAUGCAUUAAGGUGCCAAUUGCUUGCUUUAUUGGAAACCUCCAAUUGGUUGUGUUUAUAAAGACUGAUCUAAAUCUUUAUGUGCAGAUAUAGACCCAAUUAUUGGUUUUUUGGCAGUGUGGGAGGGAAACGUUGAUGUGUAAUAGGACACAGCUUACCAGUUGGAAAGAGUCGACAAUGGGGUUACCAAGUUAGGUCAUUCUGAUCUCAACAGUUUCAAGUUGCUUCAUUUCAUGUAUCUAUGGCUUUUAUUGCAGAGACUGUGUCCAGAUGCUGACAACAUGUGGAUUAAUAAUGGCUGUUCCAUAUAUUAUGAAACUUUAUCACCAGCAUGUGGGAUUUCAAUAUUGGAUAUUGUUAGCUCUGAAACAUGUUGUACCCAGCAUACGGAACAGUGAGUGCUCUAUUGUACCCUGUGAAAUUGUUUCAGCCGACAUUCCCCCCUGGCAGGAAUAAAUAGCAAUUAAAAAUUUUGGAUCCAUUCCUGUGGAAUUCAGUAGUUUCUUGGCUCAGAUUAGAUGCUUAAAGAUCGAUGAGGCUACCAUAUAUACUGUAUGUAGGAUAUGGGAACAGGGAACCCACAUUUAACGCCCAAGCUCAGUUUAGUGUAAUUUCAUUAUUCUUUGUUCUUUUGAAGGGCAUCCAGGAAACUCUUAGGUUUUUUCUGACCAGCAAUAUGGUAACAUUGUAGAAAUCCAUUAUGAAGAGGCUACGAGCUCAACGAGACAACACGAAAAUGUCCAAAAUGCAUUUACGCAUUCCUAGUAGUUUUGUUUGGACAAGCUCAUAAUUAUGCAUUUUCUGAAGUUCCAUAGGACACAAUAGCCCGUUGGGACCCAGAUAAAAGAUUGUUGAAUACACUAUAGCAGACUAAAGCCUUUGCUUCUAGGUCAGUAAAGACAUUUUUACAUGUACAAGUUUCAAGGUGUUUUAUAUUUGGUGUUAAUGGCCCAUUAAAGAUCAUUCUCUUUUUGUUUGAUUCUUUCCUACCAGAGGUUAUGUUCCCGUGACAUUUAAAGACAAAGGUGUUUCUGUGGAAAGAUGUGGUUGGAGGUAGGAUCUUUAUAUUACAGUGUAAUAGGUAUUUAACCUCAGUAUUGCUUUUGGGUGUCACCAAAGACUCUUGUUGGGUCCUGUGCGAUAUUUGCUCUGGAAACCUUGAGUUUCUAAGGCCGAUGCGGAGUAUGGAUCACAAAAGCACCAGCUGCGCUACAUUUCUUUGCAAUGUCGCCAAUCACCAAUAGUUUUGAUGUUAAUGAUAGCGGUGGUGUCAUGGUGGCUCCCGCUGCCAGCAUUUUAAGCCAGUAGUAGAGCAAGUAACCUAGUUGUAGAGACAGGACAGAGAGUCGUUUUCUCCGGCUUAUUCACACAGGAUGCUACAAUGAACAUUUUUAAACAUAUACUUCUACCACUGUCUGUAGGGAACAAGAAUCUUUAUUUAAAGUUACAGACCUUAAUCGAAAUAGUUCUCGAAUUCACUUUACUUGAGAACAAACGGUUCCCAGUUCUUUAUUUCUAACGUUUCUGAAUUUGUUGGAAGACUCCCAGCGCCAGACAAUUGCUCUACCUCCCGCUAAGUGGCUGAGUUCCACAGAAGCAGUGGGGUAGACCCCCCCCCCAUUGCCGUUCCUUUUUUUUUUUUUUUCCUUUUCAUGCAAAUGAAAGACUGAAACACGACUGUGUCUAAAGAAAUUGUCUUUAUUUUCCUCGUAAACCUCUUGUGUUGAGAAACCUUCGUCUUUUUACAUCUCAUACUUAUUGCGUAUUUGGAAGUAAGUACUGUUUUAUUUUUCUUUUAGAAAUGUGUCUGUAUAUAUGUCUCUUUUGAAGAGGGUUCAUUUCCAAAAUGUCCCGACUUUUGACAGGAUGUAAAGAAAGAAAAAAAAAGCUACUUGUACAUGUCAAUGACAAAGCAUGUAAUAAA